AUCAAGGCAUCGACUAAUAUUUAAUCCUAAACUAGUUUAUCAUUACUCUCAAAUCUAAUCUCUAUCUACUGUACAUUUACAUUCUUGUACACGAAGUCAUAUACUUCAACUAUUGUUGUCCCCUUCCUCAUCUAAACAGUCUUAAGACUAAACAUGGGUUCUUAAAUUCUUAAAAACAAUCCCAUAAACCCACAAUUAAAGACCCGUUAUCUUGAUCAAUCUUAACCAAUUUGAUUCAAGCCCAAAAGGGUUUUCUUGUUUUGUAAUAAAGAUCCAAACUGUAGUAUAUUGGGUCAAUUUUGGAGCAGAUUAUGCACAGAUCUGGCGCUGUAAUGGCUUGGAAUGUGUUUAAAUUUUGUACAGCUCUGAGGGGUCUUGGCUCAAUUAUGAUCUUGUUGGUUCUUGGAGUUGUGGGUGUUUCUUAUUAUGCUGUUGUUUUGUCUAUUUAUUUCCCAGCUUUGAUCAGUGGUGGUCUUGAUUCUCUUGUUGCACUUCUUGUUUUGCUGCUGUUUCAUGGUCUGUUGGUGAUGCUAUUAUGGAGUUAUUUCUCUGUUGUUUUCACGGACCCGGGUGGUGUGCCUCCAAAUUGGAAGCCUGUUGUGGACGAGGAGAAUGGCGAGGCCGACUUAUGGGCUGAUUCAGAAUUCAUCCAGUUGCCAGGGGAACCGACAAACUUGGGUGUUCGAUAUUGCCGGAAGUGCAACCAGCUAAAACCACCCCGCUGCCAUCAUUGCUCUGUUUGUGGGAGAUGUGUACUGAAAAUGGACCACCAUUGUGUUUGGGUUGUCAAUUGUGUUGGGGCAUUGAACUACAAGUAUUUCCUUCUUUUCCUGUUCUACACAUUUCUUGAGACCACUCUUGUGACCUUGUCGUUGCUGCCACAUUUUCUAAUGUUCUUCAGUGAUGAAGAGAUACCUGGAUCGCCAAGCAGUCUCGCGACCACUUUCCUUGCAUUUGUACUAAAUCUAGCUUUUGCAUUGAGUGUUUUUGGAUUCCUGAUAAUGCACAUAUCCUUGGUGGCUGGUAAUACAACAACUAUUGAGGCAUAUGAGAAGAAGUCCACUCCAAAAUGGCGCUUCGACCUGGGUCGGAAGAAAAAUUUUGAGCAGGUGUUUGGAACGGACAAGCAUUACUGGUUCAUUCCAAGUUACUCAGAAGAAGAUAUAAGAAGGAUGCCUGCCCUUCAGGGUCUCGAAUAUCCAUCAAAACCUGAAUUAGAUGGCCAAGAGUUUUAGAGAUCGUUAACAGUCAUCCUUUCUUGUAAGUUGCAACUGUAGCUAUGCGACCACAAAACUUCUGUCAACCAUCAGGCAAUUGAAGGAAAUUUACUUGUCCUCGUUCUAUUCCAUCCAAACUUAGAUAGCAUCUUGCAAACAAGUUAAUCAUCGAGGUGGAUAAAGCAGUUCAAGUACAAGUGUAUUCACAGCCAAGUUUGGAUGGUACCACUGAUUUUUACAUUGUUUCUAUACCUUGUUUGGCUACUGUAAGAUACGGCAUGCUGAAGAUCUUGUAUUUCGGGGGAAAUGUAUAUUAUUAUUGGUAGCAUGUUCAUGUUAGAGUGUAUACAAAUGUCAUACAUUUCAUAGAUAAAUCACUUGGCAUAUGCCACGGUUUCUUUAUUAAAUUUAAGCUGAUGUAUUGUUCUACAAA
Messenger RNA from Daucus carota subsp. sativus, 1650 nucleotides. Its product is annotated as probable protein S-acyltransferase 14. The record is from RefSeq and is a predicted model, not a curated record. Gene Ontology annotation, molecular function: palmitoyltransferase activity. The coding region runs from base 312 to 1235 and encodes 307 amino acids. NCBI's taxonomy places the organism in Eukaryota, Viridiplantae, Streptophyta, Magnoliopsida, Apiales, Apiaceae. The transcript has 7 exons.